Messenger RNA from Drosophila kikkawai, 6183 nucleotides. RefSeq names its product Transmembrane channel-like (gene Tmc). The record is from RefSeq and is a predicted model, not a curated record. Gene Ontology annotation, cellular component: plasma membrane. Gene Ontology annotation, molecular function: mechanosensitive monoatomic ion channel activity. NCBI's taxonomy places the organism in Eukaryota, Metazoa, Arthropoda, Insecta, Diptera, Drosophilidae.
AUGCACAACGAGGAGGAUCCCUCCGCUCCGGUGGCCGGCAGCCACUCGGAUUCGGUACGGAGUCCACCGCCGCCGGCCAUAGCUCCCCGACGCCCCAAGCCAGGCAUUUUGCGCCUGGACAUUGGCAAGCCACGACGCUCAUCAGGUGGUUCCGUCGAUUUCCGUUGCGUGGGCACCAGCAGCACCACCACGGCCAGUGGCAAUGGCAGCGGCAACGACAGCAACGUGGCCACUGGCGCCAACAGUGAGAACAACUCGGGCGUCACAUCGCCGCACCAACUAUCCGUGACCUGGGCACCGCCAUGCGACUUGAAUAGAGGCGGCGAUUCCUGGCAAAUGCAGAGUAGCGCCGAUGCCAAGAGGGAAUUCUACCGAGGACAAAGAGGCAGGAGAACCGCAUCACAGGAGGAGCAUAGAUCUUACGAGAUAAACGAUUUUCCAUCACAAAACCAAAGCAGCGACGCCGAGAGCAGCCACCACGAACCGCAUUUUGGCCAGCAUCCGCCAGGAAUUGGAUCCGAGGAUGGCGGCCCCGGCGACGUCGACGAUGAGGAGGACUACUCAAUUUCCGUAUCGGCAAUAAUGCAAAGACGUGCCAGUGUGCGCGGCUAUCGAGGCAAACGUGGCAGCCGGAGCUCGCGACGAGCAUCCAGUCCCAUGGAUCACGUGCUGGAUAGCGUGGAGCGGCGGCGCUCCAGUGUCUAUACGACAAGUUCAGAGGAGGGCACCAAUCAGGAGUCCACGCAGGAGCAAAUCUUUGAGAACAUUCGCCUGCACAAGGAGGUCAUACAGUCGGUGAAGUUACAGCCAUGGCCCAUACGAAAGAAGCUCAAGUUGGUGCGGCAGGCCAAAACAUAUGUGGCACGCCACGAGGGCGCGCUACAGGAACGCUUCGCCAUGUCACGCAGCACGAGGGACUUGUGGGCGAGGUUUAAAAUUUUAAUGGCGGCACGCUGGCGACACUGGAAACGGGAGACGACCAGCUUCCUCACCGUCCUCAUACCCUGGGAGCUGCGCAUCAAGGAGAUCGAGUCGCACUUCGGCUCUGGCGUGGCCUCCUACUUCACCUUCCUGCGAUGGCUCAUGUGGGUCAACAUCAUGAUUGCCAUUCCGCUGGUGGCCUUUGUCAUCGGCCCGGAGUACUUUGCCACCAAAAAGGACGAAACGGAUCCCAGAAAGCAAAUGUCCGACCCGGAGAAGAGAGUGGCCGGCAAUCUGUUUACAUUCUGGGAGUUUGAAGGAUACCUCAAAUAUUCACCCAUGUUUUAUGGCUACUAUUCAAGCACAUCCGGCAUUAGCACGUUCGGAUAUAAGCUGCCCUUAGCCUAUUUCCUCACCGCCGUUCUGGUCUAUAUCUACAGCUUUGUGGCGACGCUGAGAAAAAUGGCGGAGAACUCCCGCAACUCGAAACUUUCCUCGAAGGACGACGAGUGCGUCUUCUCGUGGAAGCUCUUCACCGGCUGGGACUUUAUGAUUGGACACGCGGAGACGGCCCACAACCGUAUCGCAUCCGUGGUAGUCGGCUUCAAGGAGGCACUUCUCGAGGAGGCCGAGAAGAAGAAGGAUAAUCGCAACUGGCGAGUUAUUCUCCAGAGGAUACUGGUCAACAUCCUGGUGAUGGGACUGCUCGGAUUGUCGGGGGCCACUGUGGUGUUGCUGGUCAAUCACUCUGAAGAUUUGGCCAAGCACGACAACUGGCUAAGUCGCAAUGCUGUGAACGUGACCAUGACCCUUCUAUCAUUCUUCCUGCCAAUGAUAUUUGAAGCACUCGGACUCUUCGAGAACUGGCAUCCCAGGCAGCAGCUGCGACUGCAAUUGGCGCGGAUUAUGAUUCUUAACAUGCUGAACUUGUACUCGCUGAUGUUCUCCUUCAUCUACAAGAUCAACAGCAAGGAGAAGCCGCUGCAGAUGCUGAAGCUGGAGAAUGAGACGAACACUAUGGAGCUGAGAAAUCUGCUGAGCUCCAUCGAGGCUCUAAGAGCCAUGACGCCCACGACAUCGCUGUAUAGCGACAGUACCUCGGAGGGAGGCGGUGGUUUGUUCGAUGAGUCCACCUCGACCACCGGUUGGGGUGAGGACACCACCACCGAUGGCCUCUUCUCCACAACGGCAGCUGCUGCAGCCUUAAUCUCCGGCACCUUGCAGCGCCUCAAGUGCUACAACAUGACUGUGAAAUGCUCAAAGCCCAGACGCACCUUCAUCAGUGCAAAGAACCUGGCCACAACGCUGAUGCUCCUCAACCUGACAACGCCAUCGAUGGUGCCGUCCAGCACUACGCCGCUGCCCACCACCUUACCCACGACAACGCCUACGAGUUCGGUGACUUGGACUACAACAGAGGCAACAACUACGACCACUACGUCGCCUUGGACCACUCUGCCACCCUCGACGAUUACAUCCACGGAAACUACAACAACGACUGAGAAGACAACGACCAGGACAACUGAAGCAUCAAUCACAUCCACGGUAUUAACAAGUCCUCCAACCACAAAUGUGGAAACUUCCAAGAUAGUAACUCCUGAAGCAACAACUAAUAAAGCAACUUCAAAGUCCACAACUCCCGAGGAAACAACUAACAAAGGAACUCCAAAAUUUACUACAAGUAAAGCAACUCCUGAAGCCUCUUCAAGUACAGUAGGAAUCCCCAAAAAUGCCACCACUGAACCACCUACGAACACAACAAAAUCCACAACAACCACAACCACGGAGGCACCCAAACCCGAAGAGGAUAACUUUUUCUAUACCACCGACGAAGAUGAGGGUUCCUACGACUAUGGCGAGGUCUCCGCAUCUUCAGAUGCUCCAGAGAACAACAACAGCUAUUCCGAUUACACGGACUACUCAGCGGAUCCUUCAGCAGGACCAGAAAUCGACGAUUUUGAUGACCAGGACACCACUGAACAGGCAGACGAUCCGCUGGCCAAGGUUCUGGAGCAGGUGGACGAGGUACAAGAGAAUAAGACACGCCGGAAAAGAGCACUAGAUGAUCCGCCCAUUUGGCGGACAAGCAAGUACAGUAGGCGCCAUCGCACCGACACCGACACUAGUGGUGUUGGCAGGACUACGGAUGCUGUGAAUACUCCACCCCCCACCCGAUUGCCCGUUUACUGGCCACCCUACAGGCCAACCACGCCGAGCACAACUACAACAAGGAAGCCGGCUCACAGAAUUAUCACGAAAGAGGAAUGGGAGAAUCUCGUGAGACCGUUUGCACGCCGAGUCACACCCACAACGAGUUCCACUACGACCAAGGAAACCACCACCCGGCGACCCAGGAGAAGAUUCCGUACCACAACGCCACAGCAGCUGUCAAGCUCCACCGGGGAUUACUCAUCAACCACGGAGAGUGCCAGUGAGUCGACGUAUCCGGAGAGCAGCACCUACGGCUAUGGAAGUAGCAGCAGCAGCAGCUCAACCCCCGCCGAGGAGGAGGACUACGGCUUCACGGAUCGUAAUGGCAAAACGCCGUACUUCAUCGGCUACGGGGAUAUAGCCGAGAUUGGCAGCACCAUUUACUAUGACAGCGAGGACGGCGAGCACCUGGAAACGUGCAUUAUAACCGUGUGUCCCAGCCGCGACGACAUCUUUGGCACGGGCUUCAGCACCACCGAAAGCCCAGAUUCCGGUGGUUCCACCCCAAGUGCCGACAGCAAGCAGCUAACCACCGUGAAGCUCACGCCGCUGGAGCGGAAGCAGAAGCGACUCCGGGAGGUGCAGCUGGCGAUUAAGCAAAUACAAACCAAUCUGACGACCAUGUGCUGGGAGACCUCCCUGGGCCAGGAGCUGUCGAAAGUCAUCGUCUUCGAUGGGCUAAUGUCCAUUGUGGCCCCGCUGUGCAUCGACUUUCUGCGCGCCCUGUUCGUGCGGUAUGUCAAUCAAAACUGGUGCUGGGACAUGGAGAAGACCUUUCCGCAGUAUGGCGACUUCAAGAUAGCCGAGAACAUCCUGACGUUGAUUAAUAACCAGGGACAGGUGUGGAUGGGCAUCUUCUUCUCGCCGGGCUUGGUCCUCAUCAACCUGGUCAAAUUGAUGAUCAUGAUGUACUUCCGCUCCUGGAUAGUGCUCACCUGCAAUGUGCCACACGAGGUGGUGUUCAAGGCCUCCAAGUCAAACAACUUCUACCUGUCGCUGCUGCUGACCAUGCUGUUCCUGUGCGUGCUGCCCGUCGGCUAUGCCAUAGUGUGGCUGCGUCCCUCCUGGCACUGUGGACCCUUCUCGGAGUACAACCGGAUAGCGGAGUUUAUCACGAACACCACGAGAAAUGCGCUGCCAAAACAACUCCACGAGCCCCUGGACUACCUGACCUCCUCGAGCACAGUGAUUCCCCUGCUUCUGCUGCUCAUCCUCAUCAUCUACUACUUGGUAUCCCUAACUGGCGCCCUGCGUGAGGCCAACCAGGAUCUAAGGACACAGCUGCAAAAGGAACGCGAGGAGGAGCGCAAGAAGAUCUUCAAGGUUCCAGAGGUGAAGCAGGCAGAGCCCACGGCCACCACGCUCACGAAUCGCUGGCGAAAGGUACUAGAGGCAUCCUCUCCGGUGACACCCACCCAGCCACCGGACUUUGAUACGGAGGAGUACAAAAACCAAGCGAGGAAAGAGCUAAUCUCCCGCAUCAUGAAGAAGGCCCUGCGCAAGGGCUCCGCCACCUCAGACGAGGACUCCUUUGUGCGGCGCGAUGACGACGACACGGACACGGAGCAUCAGGACUCGCUGCCCCACGACGAAGAGGCCAAGGAUAAAAGAUUCGGUCUGUCGCGACUGCAGCAGAUUCGGCGCACCAGGAAGCCCUCCCUCGUGGACAUCGUACAGAUAGCCAAGCAGGAGCGGGCAAGAGCCGGCUCCAUUGUGGCGGGAACCAGCGGAAGCGGCGGCGGUGGUGGUGGCAACUUUCCGGUAAAGGAACCCCAUCCCAAGAGUCGCUUCAAAGUGGAGAAAUCCGAGCGCAAGGACCGCGGCAGCAUGAAAGAGAAAAAGGACAUCAGACACAAGCAGCAGCCGCAGCAACCGCCGCCCUACGAAUUGCCCAAGGACAAUGAACAUGAUCCGGAUACAAACUCAAGGAUUGUCAGCGAGCGCCGCGCCAGCCUUCUGCUGCGACGUGGCGAAGAGCCCACCACCCCGGACAAGGACCUCCCGCCGACGCCCACCGCAGCCGAGGACUCGCCCAAGGAGCAACAGACACCGGAAGAAGCCUCACCCCAAACGCCGCCUACGCUGGCCAAAAGCAAAUUCCAAAUAGUCGACGAAAAGAGGCCGCCGCAGGAGGCGGAGGAUAAACCCGCUCCCAAGGAGAAUGGAGCCGGAGGAGGAGGAGGCCUAGAAGCCAUCGGUCUGGGCAAAUUCAAGUUCCGCAAGCACCGAUUCAAGUCAAACAAUGCGGGGGCCAAACCAGAGCCCGAAGUGUUCAAGUUCGAUGAGCGCAGUGUGGAAAGGAGCUCCGAAGUGCCCGCCACUCCGGGAGCCGAGUCGGAGCCGGAACCCUCUCCCUCGCCCACGCCUUCGCCCACUCCCAGCCAGGGACAGAGCCAGAGUCAGGGCCACCACCAGCGCCAGUUGUCGGUUCUGUCCCGCCAGGGACGCAAGAAGAUCGGCAAUCUGCUGGCCCUGGUCCGCGAGGCGGUCAACCUCAAGAAGGACGACGUGGAGCAGGGCUCGGAUGAGUCUCCGGGACCCACCACGCCCACCUACCUGGCCUACACCCCGCCGCCACCGCCCUCAGUAUUGUCGAGUGUGUCCAGUUCGACCGCUCUGGAGAUGCCGCCCACACCGGAGCCGGAAUCCCCGACGCCCAGUGCUCCGCUGCACUUUGGCAGCAGCACCGCCUCUUCUUCCUCGCGGCCGCCAUCAAAGCCACCGAAGCCCCCAAAGCCACCAUCGUCGGCCACGGCUCCCACGGCCACCAUGGACGACCUAGAGGAACUGGAUAUGCCCGGUCCCAUCACCUUUCCCAGGCGCAGCGCCUCCCAGCGACGUCGCACCAUGCGACAGGACUCGCAGAGCUCCAUUUGGUCGGACAACAUACCCACAAUCACCAUCAGCACCACCGGCAGCGAUGAGUGCAUCGUGGAUGCUGCUGCCGCCACUCUGCAGAACGGACAGCCCGAGCCGGCAGCCAGCUCCUCGUCGCCGAGGCCCACGGUUAACAUAAUCAAAGUAACCAUCGAGGAUGAGCAGGAGAAGUGA